AUGUCAUCCCAAAGAUUCUGCCUACGGUGGAACAACCACCAGACGAACCUGCUCUCCGUCUUCGACCAGCUACUGCAUGAUGAAACCUUCAUCGACGUGACGUUGGCAGUGGAGGGCCAACAUCUGAAAGCACAUAAGAUGGUGCUGUCCGCUUGCAGUCCGUACUUCCAGCAGCUUUUCGUCAACCAUCCCGAGCGACAUCCGAUCGUUAUCCUGCGCGACGUACCGUACAAGGACAUGAAAUGUCUACUGGACUUCAUGUAUCGCGGCGAGGUAUCCGUCGAUCAGGAUCGCUUGGCCGCUUUUCUACGUGUGGCGGAAAGCCUUCGGAUAAAAGGGUUAACGGAAGUGAACGAUGACAAACCUAGCCCACCGUCUUCAGCGGCCGCCUCAUCGGUAACAACGGCAACACCGGCAACUGCGUCGACACCGUCGACGGCAGCGGCAGCGCAAACAGCGACCGGGGGCGCAGUUACGGCCGCAAGAAUUCCUCCCCAAUCCCCCAUCAACAACAGCACAGGCAGCGCAGCUUCCAAUCAAUCCCUGGCGGAUGAUGGUACCACUCGUUGCCCUACGCCAGCCCUCAGCAGUAUUCCUGUCACCGCCAGUGCAACGGCCCCGUUGCAAGGUAGCGGCGCCAGUCACAACAGCAACCACCACAGCAGUAGCAACACUUCCGGCAACAGUCAAACGGCACAGCAACUGAAACAGCUUCCACCGCUGCUCGCAUCGACCGGUAUCGUCACCCGUAGCCACAGCAGUCUACUGCAGCAACAGAGCAGCAACAACAGCAUGCUUCAAACGAACCCUCUGCUCGGAUCGGCCCUAUCGCAACAGAAACGUAAACGCGGCCGCCCGCGGAAACUGUCCGGCAGCGAUGCCGGGGGCGGUGAUGGAGAGAGCUUUCUCGCCGGUGAGGACUACGACAGCAACUCGAUGGACAUCAUGGACGUGAAAAUUGCAAGCAGCGGUUCGAACUCGGGCGACGAGGAGCAUCCCUUGCGUAUCGUCACAAGCCGAUCGGAUGACGAUGGCGAUCGGGCAACCGAAGCGAUGGAUGAGGACGACGAGGACCAGGACGACGAAGAUGACGACCAAGAGCAGGACGCUUCGAUGGACGAAUCGGUGGAAGCCGGCGGUGUUGACUCGCUCGGUCCACCGAGGCUCACGAACAAUAACAACAACACGAACCACGGUGGCCUCAGCAACAAAAGGCGGCGCCAAAGUAAUGUCAACGCAUCCAACAGUAGCAGCAUGGGGGGUGGAAGUGGAGUUACGACGCGGAACAGCAAAGCGACAACGGCCAAUCUGCGGAACAAUGAAAACAGCAUGUCCGACUCGAAAGAUUCCUUCGCGGAAGAUGAAAAUUGCGUGCCGAUGGAGGAGACUUGCGGCGAAGAGGAGGAAGACAUCGGGGAGGACUCGUACGAUGAGCGCGAACUGAACUCGAGCCUCAUGGAACCGCAGCUUCUGCUGGACGAGUUCGAUGAACCGGUUGAGUUUAAGUUUGACCCGCGCAGCGACACCGGAGCCAUCGAUUCUACAUCAUCCGCCCCAAGCUACCUGCCGCCAUUGCAGCCGAAACCGGGGCUCAAGGUAGCGACCGGUGCAGGCACAACCGGCACGCGGAUGCCACAAAUCUCAGUUGUCCCAACGACGGCCCUCCAAAUACCGAAGUUGGCCCCGUUAACGGGCACAGCGGCUGGCGGUGGUGCGAGUUUCCUCACAGGCGGAAGCAAAAGCUUGCCGAGGUUGCACAAACGGCAACGGUUGCUGGCACCAAAGAAACCGAACGGCAUGACCACCACGCAGACGAUCCUCAACAAUCUGAACAACAAUCUAACCGAAAGCCUGAUCUCAACCUCAUCGAACGCCGGCGGUGGGCAGAUGUCGAACGUCCUCUCCGGAAUCGGGUCGGCCGAGGUGUACGACAUGUUCUCGAACAGCGUGCUGCGGUCGUCGAGUCCGCGCUCCAACUCCAACUCGCCCUCGGUGAAGGGCGGUGGUGGCGGCGGCGGAAGUAGCGGUGGCGAUGGUUCCCGGACGCACAAGUACGCCGUCAUCGACGACACGGAGGGUAGCGUGCGCGACUUCUGUACCAAAGAGGGUGACCACGUGUACCGGUGCAAGGUGUGCGCCCGGGUCUACACGCACAUCAGCAACUUCUGCCGGCACUACGUCACCUCGCACAAGCGCAACGUGAAGGUGUACCCGUGCCCGUUCUGUCUGAAGGAGUUUACCCGCAAAGACAACAUGACGGCGCACGUGAAGAUUAUCCACAAGCAAGAGUACGCACAGCAGGGCACAGUCGGUGCGGGCGGAACAUCACCGGCCAGUGGCGGCGGAGGUGGUGGGAGUAAUUCCCGGGGCGAAGAAUCGAACUCCAGCUUCAGCUCCAGUAUGCUCGGUCUUGCGGCAGCGGGGAGUAAGAGUGGCGGCGACACGGCUAACGGCAGCAGUAACAGUGCAGCAGCAUCCACGGCGGCGGCGGCGAUCAUUGCCGUGGCGAAUGCGGUCGGCUUACAGCCGAAAGCGGCGGCCGCCGGGUCGAACAUUCGAAUAGUAUUUCCCUCGCUUCCCAGCAACAACACCGCGUCCAGUGGUCAAUCGUCCCCAUCCGGUGCCGCCGGUGCAGGGUCGGGCACGAUCAGCAUCAAGAAGGAGUUUCAGGAGAAGUCGUCGGCUUCAUCAUCCGGUGGCAACUCACCCACGGGCUCGGUUUCAUCCAACUCGGGACUCGCGGCGCAACCGGCCACGGCUACCGUUAGCCAGUAAAACGAGUGGUCACGGCGGGGGUAUCAUUAUUAAAGCUUAAACAACCAAAUAUCCAUAACUCUCCCGA
Messenger RNA from Anopheles cruzii, 2842 nucleotides. RefSeq names its product protein tramtrack, beta isoform (gene ttk). The record is from RefSeq and is a predicted model, not a curated record. Gene Ontology annotation, molecular function: protein binding. Gene Ontology annotation, biological process: regulation of transcription by RNA polymerase II. Lineage: Eukaryota; Metazoa; Arthropoda; Insecta; Diptera; Culicidae. The transcript is spliced from 3 exons. Gene Ontology annotation, cellular component: nucleus. Bases 1 to 2775 code for a protein of 924 amino acids.